GAAACAUUCAUUCCGCAUUGAAUUAUCAUCAUUCGUUUUAAGGAUCUUUGUGGGGUCUAAAAGUCGAUAGCGAGAGGGAAAACUAGAAAUCGAAGCAGCAGUUAUGCCAGGAGGAGGAGGUGCGCUCAAGGCCAUGAAGCCAAAGAUCCAAUCCGUUGAUAUCCAAGCUGCCGCGGGAUGGGGUAUCGCCGCCGCAGCCGGAGCCAUCUGGAUCGUCCAACCAUUUGAUUGGAUAAAGAAGACGUUUAUUGAUAAACCAGCUGAAGAGAACUGAGUGAGAGAUCAUCAAAGACUCAUGACAAAGUGAAGAGUUUUUCUUUUGUUUUUUUUUUCUAAGUUUGUUUAUCGCAUCUUUGCGAUGAAACUGAAUAAGUUUUUCUUGUUUUAGUGGGGUUUGUGGUUUCAUGUUAGACCUUGUGUCUUCUCAAAUGUUAUAACACAAGAGAAAGGAUACACUUCCAAUUUCGAAACUAUCAGAAAAGAGAAUCCUGAUUGCUUUUUUUUUUUUUUAAAGUGUAUGUUGUUAUUUCCAAGUAUACAUGAUGAUUCAGCCAUGAACAAACUUAAUGCAAAC
This is a messenger RNA of Eruca vesicaria subsp. sativa (arugula), 574 nucleotides long. NCBI's taxonomy places the organism in Eukaryota, Viridiplantae, Streptophyta, Magnoliopsida, Brassicales, Brassicaceae. The record is from the annotation of a GenBank genome assembly.